AUGCUGCGAACAGAGACAGGCGAUCAGCGAGGCUGGGAAGCGAGUUGCGAGGCGGAUGCAGCUCUGCAACACCACCGCGCAGGGUGCAAUACAAAAGCGACCUUGGGGGAGGCUGCAGCUAAGCGCCUGCUGCCAGGCCUGCAUCCGGCCGCGCUGCAACAUAUCGACGCCAGAUACGGGGCUGCUACCUCUGCUCAGCUCGAGUUUGGCCUCUCUCCACCAUCCACAGCCAAUCCACAAUCGCUUCCGAUCCUCAAUCGUCCCAACUCGCUACCUCGACUUCGCUCGCCAAGCAUCCACACUAGUCAAGAUGGUAAGUUGUCGACCCUUUUCUCGCAGCCCGAUACGCGCGCUGGGCAGUCGCAACAGCAACGCCUACAGAUGCUCGCUUGCGCUUCUGCUCGCAUCUCGGAUUGGUGGUGCAAGUUGACUGACCAUGAUGGAUCGUUCUUUUGUCUCCGCGACUCUGCGCCCACCGACGACUUGCUCGCACCGCAGGGUUCCUGCAUGUCCAGUCCGUCUGACGGCAAGAAGAUGAAGCGCACCGACACGAACCCGGGCAAGAACAACACGGAGCUGCACCGCACCACCUCGUCCUACCAGGGCUCCGUCGCCGACGGCAUGCGCUACUCGGACCGCAACACGGGCGAGCGCGACCGUCUCACCGCCUCGCAGCUGCACAAGUCCAAGACGCUCGAAGAGAGGAUCAAGCAGGCAGAGCGCGAGAACAAGACGCGCGUAGGAUAG
This is a messenger RNA of Moesziomyces antarcticus, 747 nucleotides long. RefSeq lists its product as uncharacterized. Bases 1 to 747 code for a protein of 248 amino acids. The transcript is spliced from 3 exons. The record is from RefSeq and is a predicted model, not a curated record. NCBI's taxonomy places the organism in Eukaryota, Fungi, Basidiomycota, Ustilaginomycetes, Ustilaginales, Ustilaginaceae.